CUUAGAGUCUGACUGGUGGAGUGCCGCACUGUCUGCGUUAUCCUCUCCUGACGAGACGGAACCGCAGUGUCUACCGGCGAGGAGCCACCACUACACUAGGCAGAGAAAGACAAGAAGGAGACCUGGCAGUGAGUGGUGGCCGCACUGGGCCACGCUGGUGGCGACUGGAGACUCUGCUCCUCCGCCUGCUGCUGUUUCUGGCAACCGUGCGCCAGCCCUGAGGGGCCUCCUGUGGACAGUGACCCCCUUCCCCGGCUCCCCUGCCCACCCUGCCGGGGAGGGCGGAAGAUGCCCGUGAAGAAGAAGAGAAAGUCCCCCGGGGUGGCAGCGGCAGUAGCGGAAGACGGAGGCCUCAAGAAGUGUAAAAUCUCCAGCUAUUGCAGAUCCCAACCUCCUGCUAGACUGAUAAGUGGAGAAGAACAUUUUUCAAGCAAGAAGUGCCUGGCUUGGUUUUAUGAGUAUGCAGGUCCUGAUGAAGUUGUAGGGCCAGAAGGAAUGGAAAAGUUUUGUGAAGACAUUGGUGUUGAACCUGAAAAUAUUAUUAUGUUAGUUUUAGCGUGGAAAUUGGAGGCUGAAAGCAUGGGAUUUUUUACCAAGGAAGAAUGGUUAAAGGGAAUGUCUUCAUUACAGUGUGACUGCACAGAAAAGUUACAGAACAAAUUUGACUUUUUGCGCUCGCAGUUGAAUGACAUUUCGUCGUUUAAGAAUAUCUACAGAUACGCCUUUGAUUUUGCAAGGGAUAAAGAUCAAAGAAGCCUUGAUAUUGAUACUGCUAAAUCUAUGUUAGCUCUUCUGCUUGGGAGGACAUGGCCACUGUUUUCAGUAUUUUACCAAUACCUGGAGCAAUCAAAGUAUCGUGUUAUGAACAAAGAUCAGUGGUACAAUGUAUUAGAAUUCAGCAGAACAGUCCAUGCCGAUCUUAGUAACUAUGAUGAAGAUGGUGCUUGGCCUGUUCUCCUUGAUGAAUUUGUUGAGUGGCAAAAAGUGCGUCAAGCAUCAUAGCAAGAACUAUUGUGAAGAAAAUGCAAACCUUUUGAUUCCCAGAUGUGUACAAACUAAUGAGAUGAGGGGAAAAAAUCGAAAGGGUGCAUUUUCAUUCAGAUGAAAGACUUCUCAUAGUACUUUUUAUCCUUUUUUUUAAAGGAAGUUUUCUUGUUACAUGUGAUGGGCAUUGAGCCACACCUCUUCUGAGACUGAAUAUUGAAGUUUUGUUUUAUGUUUAUAUCAUUUAUUUCAGAACAAUAAAGAUUCAGAUUUGUGACAAAGGCCUUAAAGUGAA
Messenger RNA from Loxodonta africana (African savanna elephant), 1279 nucleotides. It is a transcript of the gene DCUN1D5, whose product is annotated as defective in cullin neddylation 1 domain containing 5. The transcript has 8 exons. The record is from RefSeq and is a predicted model, not a curated record. Gene Ontology annotation, cellular component: ubiquitin ligase complex. Gene Ontology annotation, biological process: protein neddylation. Bases 289 to 1002 code for a protein of 237 amino acids. Gene Ontology annotation, molecular function: ubiquitin-like protein binding; cullin family protein binding; ubiquitin conjugating enzyme binding. NCBI's taxonomy places the organism in Eukaryota, Metazoa, Chordata, Mammalia, Proboscidea, Elephantidae.